Molecule: messenger RNA, 619 nt
Organism: Drosophila ficusphila
Lineage: Eukaryota; Metazoa; Arthropoda; Insecta; Diptera; Drosophilidae
Gene: UQCR-14L
Product: cytochrome b-c1 complex subunit 7
Exons: 2
Coding region: 86-421 (111 amino acids)
Biological process (GO): mitochondrial electron transport, ubiquinol to cytochrome c
Source: RefSeq, a predicted model, not a curated record
AAGCAAUCAGCUUUACAACUGAACAGUUAGCAUUCCUAGGAUAAAAUCCAGCAAGCUUCCAAAUUUUUACAUUUUACUGCACAUAAUGCCAAAUUAUAUGGCGAGAGUGGGCCCGGCGGUUUGCUCCAAGCUAGGCAGGUGGGCCUACAACAUGUCUGGAUUCAACCAGUACGGUCUGCACCGGGACGACUGUCUGUACGAAAACGAAGAUGUGGCAGAGGCAGUGCGCCGCCUGCCCAAGAAGCUGUACGACGAACGCAACUACCGCAUCCUGCGGGCUUUGCACCUCUCCAUGACCAAGACAAUCCUGCCCAAGGAGCAGUGGACACAGUACGAGGAGGACAUCAAGUACCUGGAGCCCUACCUGAACGAGGUGGUGAAGGAGCGCGAGGAACGGGAGGAGUGGAACAAAAACCAUUAAUCUUUCGAGCUCUGCGAUGCAUUUGUCAUUACAAUUUUAAUGAAACAGGCAUUUUGAAAAAAGGUGUUAAAAUUUUUUUGGAGAGAUGGCACCAAUAAACUUUGCCAAAUAAAAAGAUUAGACGAGAUCAUAAAAAAAAUAUGUUGAUAUGUACAUAAUAAAAUCCAUUUCAAAAUUAAAUCCAUUAUACACCCCCAA